AUUUUCCUUUUACUUUUUUUAGAUAAAAAAGUAUGAAAGAAAAUAUAAUUCUUAUUGAACCCAUAGAUUUAUAUAAUCUUCUUAAUCAAACAAACUUAGGUAAACCAUGCAUAACAAACGAGUGUUAUCUAUUAUUGUUUGAUGUACGCAAGCAAGAAGAAUAUUUGGAAAGUCAUAUUGUCCAAGCUCGUCAUGUGCCAUUUGUCAAAGAAAAAGGAUAUAUUUUCCCUCAACAUGUGGACUACAGUGCAAUUGAAAAUAUUGUUGUAAUGGAUAGAAGAGCAACAUCAGUUAGGGAGGUAUCAAGUCCAAGUGUUAUUUGUGCACAGCUUGUCUGGGGAAUGGGAAGCAAGUAUCCUGUCCAAGUUGUUAAAGGUGGAUUUGAAGAUUUUAGUGCACUUUACCCAUUCUUGCGAUCCCAGAAGUUUCUUUACACUCAAAGGGAGAUAGAAUCGACUAUAGUUUAUCCAAUAGAAAUUAUACCUGUUUUUUUAUACAUGGGUGUCUCCAAGCAGGCUAGUAACAAAGCAAUUGCUAAAGAUUUGAAAAUUAAAGCACAUGUUAAUAUUACGGAAAAUGACGAUCCUCGCUUUACAGUAAAUGAUGUGAUUAAUGGACGAAACAAAGAAAUAGUUCCGCAACUUCUGAAUAUACCUGUAAAAGAUAACAUUGAAGUGGAUUUGCUAUCGCAAUUUACAGUCAUUUGCACGUUUAUUGAUCAGCACCGUAUGAAUGACAAGAGAGGCAUAUUAGUCUAUUCAGAGCUUGGUGUUAGUCGAUGUGUUACUAUCAUUCUUGCUUACCUGAUAAAUAAUGAAAAGAUCCCAUUAAAGGAAGCUGUCAAAAAAACAAGCAGAUGUCACAAGUUUAUAUGUCCAAAUCGGAAAUUUAUUGAAGAUUUAUUGCAAUGGGAGGAGAUUGUGUUAGGACAGAAAGUAACACAAAGAGAAGAGUUGGGAUUUCUUUCCUACGAGUAAAUUGAACACAAUAAGUUAUUAUGUUAAUAGCUCUUUUUUUAUUUUUAUUUAGUGACAUGUAUUCAGAAUUGAAGUUUAAUAUAUAUUUAUGUUGAAAAUUUUAUAAUUAGAUGAAUUAGCUCUGGCAUUUGGGAAUAAUUUGGUUUUUUGUGUUUCUUUAACAUCUAGUUUUUGCUGUGGAUGGUAAACAUGACCAUGACCUCCUCUUCUUCUUUUUCCAAGGUAGUGUUGUUGUUUUGCAGCAAAAAACAAAAACAUUACAACAAAAUUGUGCUAUUUACAGCCAAACCUGCUUUAAUGGUCACCUGCAUAAGACGGCCACUGUCAUAGGCGAUCACAUUUAUAGGUCCCCCACAAUGUGUUUUAUAGUAAUUUUCAACUCUAUCAGAAGGCCACUUGUCUAACGCGACCAGCGAUCACUAUCUUUCAUUUUCCAGACAUGUUAAUACCUGCCUAAGAUGACCAUAUCAUCAUGUUUAGGUUCACAAUUUCAAAAAUCCCCCAUUUUUUAUCACAAAAAGAAUACGUAGUAAAGUAUUUUCAUUUACAUUAUAUUUCACGUAUAACUUGAAGAUCACAAGGCUUGCAUAGUUUCAGAUAGUUUCUUGCACAAGUUGUGGUGAAGACUAAAAUGAAAAAACCUGUCUGAGACAGCCACAGAGGUGUUUUAAGACAACCUGCCUGAGUUUUGCCUUUUGCCUUCACCACAUUAGGUACUGCAACCCUUAGAAUUAUUAGGCUUAGUUUGAUAUCCAGAGUGACUAAGUUUGUUUUUGUAAAAUUGUUAAUAAGAAUGUGUAUAAGUUUAUUAAUAAUAUUUAUUACACUUAGUAUUGUAAAUAUCUGUCUAAAUUAAUGGUACAUUUUAAUUAUUUCUGUAAUUAACAAAACUGUUUAUUUUUGCUGAAUAAAUUAUUGUUAUUUA
Messenger RNA from Hydractinia symbiolongicarpus, 1902 nucleotides. Its product is annotated as serine/threonine/tyrosine-interacting-like protein 1. Gene Ontology annotation, cellular component: mitochondrion. Gene Ontology annotation, molecular function: protein phosphatase binding; protein tyrosine/serine/threonine phosphatase activity; pseudophosphatase activity. Lineage: Eukaryota; Metazoa; Cnidaria; Hydrozoa; Anthoathecata; Hydractiniidae. The transcript has a single exon. Bases 33 to 977 code for a protein of 314 amino acids. The record is from RefSeq and is a predicted model, not a curated record. Gene Ontology annotation, biological process: positive regulation of intrinsic apoptotic signaling pathway; protein dephosphorylation; negative regulation of cytoplasmic stress granule assembly.